AAGCCACUCUCUCUCACUCUCUUUCUUCACUUUCCUCCCUCAUCACAAAGCAAAGCACAAGACCUCUCUCAUCAAUGGAGCGUUCCGCUUGGCCUAAGAACCUCUCCUCCAGCCGCAAGCGCGCGAUCCAAGAGCUCUGUGGCCAAAAUCCCAAGAAGCUCAGAGAUGCCUUCGACGCUCAGUCUCAAACUGGCGAUGACCCACGGCAGCCCUUGUUUGCGGGAGAUCUGAUCGUCAGCGUCCUCGGGUCGUUCAGCAGCAACACCCAAUCCCUAUCGAGCGGGGCUGAGUCCUAUGAGGGCUUCCAGGUCCCGAGCAACGCCUUUGUCAGUUCCGAGGUCUCCGAGGGAAGUGAGAGCAUCAUGUCUCCGUUAGAGAGCGUCAAGACCCCUGUCCCCGUCCGGAGGUCUCCGAUAGAGAGCGUCAAGCCCCCCAUCCGGGGGUCAUUUUCCAUCAAGUCGGAACAGUCGCUAGUAAAGGCUGCGACGGCGAUAUACGAGGGCAGAGUAGACGUGGCUUCGGAGAUCCUGAGACGCUUGUCUGCCGUGCCGAACCCCAUGAGAACUUCAAAGCAGAAAUUGAUAGGAUACAUGAUUUCUGCGCUUGAAUCGCGCGUGAGCCCAGUCGAUUACCCCCCUCCCGUGACGGAGUUGUUCACCGAGGAACAUGUGUCGUCGGUUCGGUCACUUUACGAUCUGUCUCCUUCUUUCAGGGGCGGUUGCAUCGCUGCCAAUAUCGCGAUUUUGGAGGCUGCAUCGGAGCAACCCUCCACUAACAAGCUCCAUGUCAUUGAUUUCGAUAUUGGUUGGGAACGACAGUACAUAGAUCUCCUUUACGCGCUGUCCUUGCGUCAGGCGGGCAAUCAAUUCACCCUCAAGAUCACGGCGCUCGCAGACAGCCUCUACCCUGAGAAGAGACUCAGGAUGUUUGGGGAUGGACUGAGCGAUCUCGCGGCCCGUAGCGGAUUUAGGUUAGUAUUUAACAUUGUGAGGCAGAAGCUGAGCGAGUUGAGCCGCGACUCGCUAGGUUGCGAGCCAGACGAGAUGCUGGCGGUGAACUUGGCGUUCAAGCUGUACAGAAUGCCGGACGAGAGCGUGUCUGUGGAGAAUCCACGCAACGAGCUCCUCCGGCGCGUGAAGGGUCUGGCGCCGCGGGUGGUGACGCUGGUGGAGCAGGAGAUGAACGGGAACAUGGCGCCAUUCCCGAUGCGCGUGGGGGAGGCGCUGGCGUACUACGAGGCGCUGCUCGAGACGUUCGACUCUAAUUUUUUUAGGUACAACUCGGAGCGAGCGACGAGGGCGGAGGAGGGGCUGAGUCGGAAAUUGGUGAACUUGGUUGCUUGCGAAGGUAGGGACCGGGUUGAAAGAUGUGAGGUGUUCGGGAAGUGGAGGGCCCGCAUGGGGAUGGCUGGGUUCAAGUUGAAGCCACUGGGUCCACACGUGGACGAGUUGAUGAAGGUGUGGUUCGGCUGGUGCGGCUCGAGACAACCGAGCCACACGGUGAAAGAGGAGAAUGGUGGGGUUUGCUUCAGCUGGGGCGGCCGAACUCUCACCGUCGCAUCUGCUUGGCGUUAACCGAAUUGAUAUACGUAUGUGUAUGUCAUGUUCUAUGAAUGGUGAUGGUGAUGGCGAUGGCGAUGGGGAUUUGAUAUCUAUAAUGUAUUGUUUUCAAGGUGUAUUUCCUGAGAAAAUGGGGAAAGAAGAAGAGAAUCCCAUUCCCCCCACCCAAGCAAUUGAGUAGUAAAGAGAGAGAGAGAGCCCAAGCAAUUGAGUAAUCGAGAGAGAAUGUCACGCCUUAUUCUAUUUGCAUCGUCAUUGUGCACCUCCAGUUUUAACCCCUCCCAAGUGAUUCACA
Eucalyptus grandis is the source of this 1854-nucleotide messenger RNA. RefSeq names its product scarecrow-like protein 8. Gene Ontology annotation, cellular component: nucleus. Gene Ontology annotation, biological process: regulation of DNA-templated transcription. Bases 75 to 1574 code for a protein of 499 amino acids. NCBI's taxonomy places the organism in Eukaryota, Viridiplantae, Streptophyta, Magnoliopsida, Myrtales, Myrtaceae. The record is from RefSeq and is a predicted model, not a curated record. Gene Ontology annotation, molecular function: DNA-binding transcription factor activity; sequence-specific DNA binding. The transcript has a single exon.